This is a messenger RNA of Neodiprion fabricii, 2619 nucleotides long. RefSeq lists its product as uncharacterized. Gene Ontology annotation, molecular function: catalytic activity. The record is from RefSeq and is a predicted model, not a curated record. NCBI's taxonomy places the organism in Eukaryota, Metazoa, Arthropoda, Insecta, Hymenoptera, Diprionidae. The coding region runs from base 1 to 2619 and encodes 872 amino acids. The transcript is spliced from 3 exons.
AUGGCCGAACCGUCGUUAGACAUAAUCUACUACAAUAUGGCUCAAUCUAACACAAAAAACAAAAUUGAGAAACAGAUGGAGAACGAGGUCUUUGAGGUGGAUCCCUACGUCAGAAGGACUAGCAUCCACCGGACACCACCACAGCCCAGGCGGGCCACCACCUUGGAGGUGCAGACGAAGGACCCGGCGCCUGUCCAGACGCCACUCAUCCUUAUCGACGCAGAGGCGCCGAGAGAGGCUGCGCAGAAGGGGGCGUUCGAGCUGAAGGGAGCGAUCCCGAAAGCUAGGAGAGAGGGAGCAAGGACGAUGAGCUGCCCCGGAGAGGUGACCACCCGAAACGUGCAGGAGGUAAGCGAGAGGGAAUCGCUGAAGGACCUGAUUACCCUUAUUGAGGGCAUGAAGGCCUUCACGGUGGCCCACAAGAAUACCCACGUCGCCCACAGAGAGGACGUGGCUAAGGCAGCCAUAAUCAUUAGGCGAGUCAAGCGUGCCUGGAACAGGAUGGAGGAGGAGUGUGCCGGAACCAGAGUACCGCGGGAGACUGGGGACAAGGCCACGCAAACAGGGGCGCAACAGCUGCAGCAGAAACAACAGGAGGCAGCAACAACUAACAAGAGGAAAGAGAUCUCCCCCUCAACUGGAGCCGCGGAAAAGAGGCCGCGCCCAGUAAAGCAGGGAGAGAAACCCUAUCAGGAGGGCUGGAGCGAGGUGGUCAAGCGGGGCCGCCGCACGGCAGCCGCCACAACGCCUGCAGCGCCAGUGGCGCCAACCAAGAACACGGCCGCGGCCCCCGCCAAGACGGAUGGGGGGAAAAACUACGCGGAUGUCCUCAAGAAGGUAAGGGGCCAGGUGGACCCCGACAAGGUUGGUGCCUCCAUUACGGCAGUUAGGAGGACCAGAGGCGGGGACGUCCUUCUCGAGCUCAAGGGCUCAGGCGGGGCACAGGCCCUGAAGGAGGCCGUCGCAAUGGCCCUGGGUGACCGGGCUAAAGUGACGACGCUGGAGCCGGCUAUGACCAUCGAUGUCCGGGAUCUCGAUGAAAUCACGACGGCAGAGGAGACCAGGGCGGCCCUCAGCAGCGCCCUGAAAGCACCAUUGGAGGGAGAGAUCAGGCUGAGGAGCGGCGUCCGGGGCACGCAGACCGCGCUUAUGCGUAUCCCAGAGCGGACUGCCCGGAAGCUACUGGCGAUAGGUAAGGUCAAGAUCGGCUGGACCGCCUGCCGGAUCCGUGAGAGGAUCAUGGUGGACAGGGCACAAGGAGAAGGACUGCAAGAGGUCCAGUCCUCGGUGCAUCGUCUGCACAAAUGGUGGCGCAAGGGCCGACCAUUUCGCCGGGAGCGGUCAGUGCAGGGCUUUCAGGGUAGAGCUGCAGAAGGCCAAGGACCGGCGGAACGGGAGGGCCAUCGAGAGGGAGUCCCCUCCAGCGACAACGCGGGCAGCAAGAGCGACCGGGGUGGAGCCGAUAAUGCUCUCCCCCACAAACCAUGGAGUGACCUUCAGACGGAGGCUCGAUUCCUUCCCGAAAUGGCAGGAGUAAGGGGAGACAACGCAGGAUCCGGGGACAGGCCUGGGGUAGUAAUACUCCAGGUAAAUCUAAACCGGAGCCGCGCCGCCCAGGACCUGCUGACCCAGACCGCCGCUGCGCACGGUGCCGGGAUACUGAUAGUCUCGGAGCCCAGCGGCGCGGGAACGCAGGGGAACUGGAUGGUGGACCGGCGGGGGGACGCGGCGAUACUAGCGACGAACAACAUCCCUGGCACCCUCACGCUGGAGGGAAGAGGGGAGGGGUUCGUCUGGGCGAGAACGAGUGGCUUAACCAUCUACAGCUGCUAUUUCUCGCCCAACGUCGCGCCCAUCGACUUCGAGGCCCAGCUGGAUCGCCUGAAGGCCAGCAUCCGGACAGCGAGUGGCAGGAUCAUCGUGGCUGGGGACUUCAACGCGAAGUCCCCGAGCUGGGGGUCCUCGAAGCUGGACCCGAGGGGCCAGGCCGUUGUUGAAUUCUUGGCAAGGCUCGACCUCCACCCCGUCAACGAAGGCGGCGCACCGACAUGGCAGAGGGUGAGUACUGGCUCCGGCUCAGUUAUAGACAUCACGGCAGGUAGCCUGGAGGUAGCGGCUGAGUUUCAAGGGUGGAGGGUCCUGGAGGACGAAACCCUCAGUGACCACCGCUGCAUCGCUAUGAGAUGGCUGCCUGCCAAGCCUGGUAAACCACUAGGGAAGGGGUUUGAUGGCGGGUGGGCCGUCCAUAGAUCAGACAAGGAGGCCAUGAUGACCUGCCUCCGCAAAGAAAAGGAGGAGCAGGCAGACAACCCGGCUGACUCGGAGGUUGACAGGCUCAUGAACACCUUGACCAAAGCGUGCGAUGCGGGAGUGCCGAGGAGAAGACCCCCUCGAGGCAGGACCGCCGCACAUUGGUGGAACGAGAGGAUCGCAGCGCUCAGGCGGGAUUGCGUCAGGGCCAGGCGGCUGGCGCAGAGAGCCAGGGCUAGGGGUGGUGACUCGCAGAACGACCAGGCAACAGCGUACCGGCUAGCCAAGAAGGCCCUGAGGACGGAAAUCAAGGCCACCAAGGCCCGAUGCUGGGAGAAACUACUUCAAACCGUCGACGGGGACCCGUAG